This is a messenger RNA of Paramecium tetraurelia, 1242 nucleotides long. RefSeq lists its product as uncharacterized. Gene Ontology annotation, cellular component: proteasome regulatory particle, base subcomplex. NCBI's taxonomy places the organism in Eukaryota, Ciliophora, Oligohymenophorea, Peniculida, Parameciidae. The transcript is spliced from 4 exons. Gene Ontology annotation, molecular function: ATP binding; proteasome-activating activity; ATP hydrolysis activity. Gene Ontology annotation, biological process: proteasome-mediated ubiquitin-dependent protein catabolic process. The record is from RefSeq and is a predicted model, not a curated record.
AAGUUUAAGGAAAUAAUAACACACAAAAUUAUCCUAAUCUCAUUAAUUUUUUGAAUAAAAAUGAGUGUAAAACUCAGCUAUAAACAAUAUAUCUAAGGAAAACUUGAUUUACUUGAGUUCAUGAUAGCUGAAAAAUAGGCCAACGUGAAAAGAUAAGAAGCUUAGAGAAAUGAGCUGAAUAGUUAAGUGAGAUAAGUCAAAGAAGAAUUAUAAGCUUUAUAAGAGCCUCAUUCUUAUGUUGGAGAUGUUGUUAAGCAAAUGGGAAAAGAUAAAGUAUUGGUUAAAGUGAAUCCAGAAGGAAAGUAUGUGGUGACUUUAGAUAAGAAUAUCAAAAUUGAAGAUUGCAAACCUAAUACCAGAGUAGCUUUAAAGAGUGAUUCCUAUGUUUUACACAAAAUAUUGCCAACUAAAGUGGAUCCUCUAGUAUCAUUAAUGAAAGUGGAGAAAGUGCCCGAUUCUACUUAUGAUAUGAUUGGUGGUCUAGACUAACAAGUAAAGGAAGUGAAAGAGGUCAUUGAAUUGCCAAUCAAACAUCCAGAAAUAUUUGAAAGUUUAGGAAUAGCAUAACCAAAGGGAGUAUUACUCUAUGGACCACCAGGAACAGGAAAAACUUUGUUGGCAAGAGCCAUAGCCCAUCAUACAGAUUGCACAUUUAUAAGAGUGAGUGGGUCAGAAUUAGUUUAAAAAUAUAUUGGAGAGGGUGCAAGAAUGGUUAGAGAAUUGUUUGUAAUGGCACGUCAACAUUCUCCAUGUUUAAUAUUCAUAGAUGAAGUUGAUUCAAUAGGAGGAGCAAGAAUGGAAGGUGAAAGAGGAGGAGAUUCAGAAGUAUAGAGAACAAUGUUGGAAUUAUUAAAUCAAUUAGAUGGUUUUGAGUCUACUUAAACAAUUAAGAUUAUCAUGGCUACAAAUAGAAUUGAUAUUCUAGAUGCUGCUUUGUUGAGACCUGGUAGAAUAGACAGGAAAGUCGAAUUCCCCAAUCCAGGAGUUGAUGCUAGAUUGGAAAUAUUGAAAAUUCAUUCUAAAAAAAUGAAUCUAAUGAGAGGAAUUGAUUUGAGAAAGAUUGCUGAAGUUAUGCCAGGUGCUUCUGGUGCUGAAUCAAAAGCAGUUUGCACUGAAGCUGGUAUGUUUGCAUUGAGGGAAAGAAGAAUUCAUGUCACUUAAGAAGACUUUGAAAUGUCUGUAGCCAAAGUAAUGAAGAAGGACAUUGAGAAGAACAUGGCCAUCAAUAAAAUGCUUAAAUGA